Molecule: messenger RNA, 8529 nt
Organism: Canariomyces notabilis
Lineage: Eukaryota; Fungi; Ascomycota; Sordariomycetes; Sordariales; Chaetomiaceae
Product: non-ribosomal peptide synthetase
Exons: 3
Coding region: 1-8529 (2842 amino acids)
Molecular function (GO): catalytic activity
Source: RefSeq, a predicted model, not a curated record
AUGGCGGCCAUCUCGACCUCGCGCAUCGACGCAUCGACCUCGUGGUUGCUGUUGGAGGACGAUACAGCCGAGGCGCGCCUGCUGACCCUGGUUGCUGACGUACUCGGCAUCGAAACGAGCGGUAUUCGGGCACACGACUCGUUCAGGAGCUUGGGAGGAGACGAGCAACGCGCGCUAGCGCUCAGGAGGGCUUGUAUGGAAGCUGGCAUCGAUGUAACGGUAAAGGACAUCCUUCAGUGCUCGACUCUCACAGAAUUGCAGGCAUGCGUCACAACCUGCGCGCCGCGAACUGGUCUCCCCCAACCCGACACGAUCGGGACCGUCAAGAUUGCUCCAUUAGAGCUACCCAAAACAAGCCAGAUGUCCAUGAACCCAGAGCCUAGGAUUGAUCACUCACGCAACUCGAGUCAGGCGAGUUGGACGGCACAAUAUGGGCGGAGAACAGAGAUUGAGCAGGCCCUUGGGACGCAGCCAGAGAUCGGGAGGAUAGCAACGGUACGACCAAAGGCAGGCUUGCUGGAGGGGAAGCUUGUCGCACUUCUCACCUUAUCCGCCAGCCAGCCAAGCCAGGCAAGUCCAGCGGCAAUCAAUCUCAUUCCCCAGUCCCAGGCCCUCUAUGCCGGGACUCAGGUCGCCUACCUCAAACGCGCUGCCGAAACUGCACUGCCGCCCGAUGCGCUCCCCGACUUGUGGAUUGUCCUCGACGCGAUGCCGUUGACCGAAUCGGGCGAUGUCGAUAUCCGUCGUCUCAGAACAUGGGCACAAAAUAUCAACGACAAUGUGUAUCACCAAGCCCUUAGCCUUGAACACCUUGAGACCAUGCAACCACCAACAACCGGAAUGGAGAAAUCGCUCCAGAGGCUGGUAAGCAAGGUCUUGGACGUCCCGCAGAGUCAGAUUGGCGUGAACUUCUCCUUCUCGCAACUUGGCGGCGAUGAGAUGACAGCCAUGGAGCUCGCAGCCCGGUGCAAGCACGAGUCCAUCUACAUCUACCCUUCCGAGGCGCUCGGGUCCGCAACUCUAUCAGAACUUGCUGUCAUUGCUGGGUCUCGGGGCGGCUUGGCACACAAGUGGGACGAGGAAACCUCGGAUUGUUUCGACCUGUCACCGAUGCAGCACCUGUAUUUUCAGACAACCAUGGGAGGUGAUUUAAAGCGAAGGCCGGUUUUGGAUGGGAGCUACCGCUUCAACCAGAGCUUGCUUUUACGGUUCAAGAAGCAUUUUGCUUUUGAGGACAUAUCGGCCGCGGUGGAGGCCGUCGUCGCCCACCAUCCCAUGCUAAGAUCUCGUUACGGCAGGGGUCUUAAUGGGUGGGUGCAACGGGUCUUACCUGAUGUUGCAGGGACCUACUCUCUAUGCCACAGCGCGAUUCGAUCCGAACGCGAGCUGGAGGACAUCAUCGAGCGGACACAGAUUUCCAUCAAUAUCGAGACUGGGCCUGUUUUUGCCGUCGACUAUCUCACGACCAACGAUGGGCAACAAUUAGUCUACCUUGCCGCUCAUCAUCUCGCCGUCGACCUUCCCUCCUGGCGCACCAUCAUCCAUGAUCUCGACGAGCUGUUGGAGAGCGGGAGCCUCCUAUCGCAGAGAUCCAUGCCCUUCCACAAGUGGGUGGAGCUACAGAAGUCGGACACGCUUGGCCCGGAUCCUAGGGAUCAGCUUCCCUUUGCCAUCCAGCCAGGUGAUUACGCAUAUUGGGGUUUGCAGGACGCCCCUAACAACUACGGCGAUGCCCUCGAGGCAAGUUUCUCGUUAAGUCAGGAGCUUACCUCGAUCCUGCAUACCUCAUGUAACCUUGUCUUCAGAACGGAUUGCGUCGACAUCUACCUCGCCGCUCUCAUGCUCUCUUUCGCCCAGACCUUUCAUGACAGACCCGUCCCAGUCGUAUGGAACCAGGAACACGGCCGAGAACCGUUGAAUCCGGACGUUGACAUUUCCGAAACAGUUGGUUGGUUCACGUCCCUCUGCCCGGUCAGCUUGGAAAUCGGGGCAUCAGACGAUUUCGUUGGUGUUCUUCGCCGCCUCAAAGACUUGCGCCGAUCGAUCCCGAAUCGUGGAUCGCAGUACUUUGCUUCGCGGUUCUACCACUACAAGAAGGAAGAAAUAACCGCAAAGGACUGGCCCUUCGAGAUCAUUUUCAGCUAUGCGGGCUCGCUGCAGCACCUGGAGCGCGACAACGGAGUGAUGGAGCAGCUCGCUAUACCUGGACGCACUCUCGCAUCGGCAACGUCAGAUAUAGGAGCGAACGUUGGCCGCAUCGCGCUGUUCGAGGUCAGCGCAAUGAUUGACCAGGGCAGUGCCCAAGUCAAAUUCCUUUACAGCCGCUUUUCCAAGGACCAGGCUCGCAUCUCACAAUGGAUCCAGAAUUACGAACAUUUCCUUCUCGAGGCCGUCAACAGGUUAAGGUACCACCCAGAGGAGCUAACCCUGGCAGAUGUCCCACAUCUUGAUGUUACGUACGAAGGCCUGGCAACCUUCAAUAAACAUCGGGCCGCCACUCUGAAGCUCACCAGCAUCCGCGAUGUCGAGACGAUUUAUCCUGUCACCGCAGUACAACAAAGCAUCCUGAUCAGCCAAGCACAGCGCCCCGACACGUGCUAUCUGCACGCUAUCUACGAGUUCGCGUCCCCUAAUGGCGAUCCUAUCGACAUCUCAAGGAUAUGCACAGCCUGGCAGCAAGUGACAAUGAGACAUGCCACCCUACGAACAGUUUUUACCGAGAGUGUUAGUGAGACCGGACUUUGGGACAAGGUCAUUCUCCGCCGAGCUUCCCCGGAGAUGCUCUUUAUCGAUACAGCCCCCGCAGAGGACCCGGUGUACGAGCUCAGCAAUCUCCCCAACCUCCGACCCAUUGACAGUAAGCCCCUUCACAGGCUUACGGUCUGCAAGGCACCCACCCGGACAUUGGUGAAACUCGAUAUAAGCACUGCGCUUUGCGAUUCGCUCAGCAUCCACAUCCUUCUCCACGACUUGCGACGAGCAUAUGCCACGGAGCGGGCUAUUACAGAGCCUGACGAGUUCUCUUAUCCCAACUAUCUCUAUCAUCUGAAAACCGUCCGGCAAGAAAGCAGCCUCGCCUUUUGGCGUGAUAAGCUCAAGGGCGUUCCCCCAUGCUCGUUCCCUCGGUUAACUAUCUUGCCCGACGAGCAACGGUUCGUCAAUGCCGGUCUGGAGCUAGACAUUACUUCCUACCAAUUAUCCGCUUUCACGCGAACCCACAAGACUACAGUUGAUGCCGUCCUACGGCUGGCAUGGGCCCUGCUAUUACGGUGUUUUACCGGCUCUAAUCAAGUGUGCUUUGGGUACCAGACAGUGGGACGUGCCGAUUCGAUACCCGGAAUGAAACAUGCCGUCGGCUCCUUUGCGAACACGAUAGCGUGCAGCUACGAGCUAUCAGCAUACACCCCCCUGACCGCGGCGCUGGAAAUGGUUGAGGAGCAGCUGCAAGCCAGCCUGCCUCAUCAGCACUUUACAAUGGCCGAGCUCCAACAUGCCAUGGGCAUGAAUGGGGGUGAACGCCUCUUCAAUUCGUGUCUCACUUUCACCGAGGAGCCAGCCGGACUGAACAGCAAGUUCACCACACGGACAAACUUCGAGCUCAAGCCCAUCUCGCUACAGCAGACAUUUGAUGUGGAUGUGGUGGUCAAUACCCGCUUCGCGGCCGGAAAGCUCGUGGUAGACAUUGGCCAGCGUGUCAUGGAUCCGGAACAGUCAAUCAAUGUGGCAAACACCUUUGGCAGGGCAAUCAGCACCAUCCUCUCCACACCAAACUCCUCCAUCGGCUUGGUUGACCUUUUUAGUGACAGGGAUUACGCCCAGAUUCUUGCGUGGGAUUCCGAAUCCCCGCCGCAGAUCGACAACCAGGUCCAGUCUGUGGUCCAUGAGCUCAUCUCGAAGCAGGCCGCCAUACAGCCGUCAUCUCAAGCCAUCUGCUCUUGGGAUGGGACCUUUACAUAUCUUCAACUCGAGGAGGAAGCCACAAGGUUGGCGCACCACCUUGUCGAUUCCGGCGUCGGGCCUCACUCGGUCGUUCCAGUGGUUAUGGAUAAGUGCAAGCUUGCACCCGUGGCUAUGGUUGCUGUCCUGAAGGCUGGCGCGGCGUUUGUGCCUGUCGAUUCAUUGGAGCUUGGCAUGAUCCAACCCAUAUUUGAGCGCCUUAACUCGAGAGUCGCCAUCUCCUCGGAGCAUGCCGCUCCGGUCCUCAGCAAUUUAUUUGACCAAGUGGUGAUCGUCACCGACGAGCUGAUGCAUCUCCUUCCGGAAGGCAAAGGACCGCUGACUUCAAUGGCUGCCCCGUCCGACCCGGCUUGUGUGCUUUUCCUCCCAACAUCGUCGAACGAGGCCCGCGGUGUCAGCUUCAGCCAUGCAGCGCUAUCAACUGCUCUUCUUGGCCAAGGGCCAGCCGCAAGGAUCACGCCCCUUAGUCGUGUUAUGCAGCUGUCGUCAUUCAACCACGACAUAUGCGUCACCGAGAUAUUCACCACCCUUGCCUACGGCGGCUGCGUGUGCAUCCCAUCUGCUGUAGAGCGGCUCCAGGACUUUGGAGCUGCCGUUAACAGGAUGCAGGUCAACUGGUCGUACAUGACGCCGCACCUGUCAAGAAAGGUGGAUCCGGCACUCCUGGCAUCUCUGAAAGUAGUGUGUUUCCGGACUCGGGGUCUCGACGAUGAUACCUACAAUAUCUGGCAUGGAAAGGUCAACGUGAUUUUGGCAUAUGGCCCACAGGACGUGUGCCCGUUAGGCAUUGCUUUUCUCGAGGCCCUCGGACCUCACCAUCUGAGGAGCAUAGGCCGACCUUUCGUAGGGAACCUUCUAGUCGUCAACCCGGACGACCACGGCAAACGCGUGCCCAUUGGCGCUGUCGGCGAACUGAUCGUUCAGGGACCAACUUUGGCAUUUUCCUAUCCGAACAGAGAAUCGACAAUGAUUCCGAUGUCGCCCUUGGGGCCCGCCGGGGCCAACGUUCGGUACUUCAAGACCGGACAUCGUGUGAGGUACACUCAAAGUGGACUGUUGGAGUUCAUCUCGGGCAAACGGGAUGAUGUCGAUGUCGAUGGCAAAGUUGUCAACGUAACCGAGAUCGAGCAAUACCUCCGCCGCUGUCUGGGUCAAGGGGUUGAUGCCGCCGUCGAAACGGUGAUUUUCCGGGGGUUGAAAAAUGAGAGCAUCAUUACUGCCUUCAUCGAGCUCGGCGACCGUCUCACUGGCGAUGAGGACCUCGCAUCGCUAAGCCCGGCAAUCAAGGAGCAGCUUGCCAUGGCGAAACAGCUGGCUGAGGUUGGGCUGAAGAAGAGAUUCCCCCCAUCCAUGAUCCCGUCCGCCUUUGUCCCCGUCAAGCAGCUUCCCGUCUCACCGUCACUCAAGGUUAACCGACGUCGUUUGCAUAAGAUGAUUGCUGGCUUGAGUAAAGAGGAUCUUCUGGGUCUUGCUGUCGCCCCAAAUGUGAACGACGCUAAGUUACAAUCACUGAAACCAUUACCCCUGACCUUGAACGAGGAGCGAAUGAGGGCGAUUUGGGCUAGGGUUCUUGGUGUUGAGGAAGCCAAGAUCUCUGCGCUCCACUGCUUCUUCGGUGCCGGCGGAGAUGAGAUCGCGGCUGCGCAGUUAGUCGCCGCAUGUCGGCAUGAGGGCAUCCAAAUCAACAUCGCCGACGUGAUUCGAGGAGCCAGCUUGACGGAGCUGUGCAAGAGUAUGGCCACGGCCGAGUCCCCACAAACAGUCCGCCAAGUAUCCCCACUUCCGCAGGAAACAUCACAAACUUCACCAGCACCAGCACCGGUGAAUCCCAAUAUGAUCAAGCAAGUGUUUAUUGAGAAAGUGAUUGCUCCCAAGCUUGGAAUUGACCCAAGUGCGAUCGGCGACGCAGCCGAAGCGUCCGCAGCCCAGAUCCGGUACAUCGAGACGGGCAUGCUCCGUGGCCGCGCAAAUAUCAACUACCUGAUCUUCAACUUCACCGGGGCUGUAGAUGCGAAGAAGCUGGAAGAGGCGUGCAAGACGCUUGCCUCGAUCCAUCCGAUAUUGCGCACUGCCUUUGUGGCAUACAACCGCAGAGUCUACCAAGCUGUGAUCAAAUCGAGCGAGAUCGACUUCCGGCGAACUUACUGCCCGACCUGGCGGCUUUCUGCUCAACUCGAAAAGGUCAUUAAGAAGGACCAGUCAUUGCCAGCCAGAUUCGAAACGCCGAUGACCAAGUUCAUCUUCCUCGAUGGCGGCAAGCAGUCAGUGUUCAUCUUGAGAUUGUCAAAGGCACAGUACGAUGAUCUCUCCGUUGCCCUACUGGUCAAGGAUCUCAAGAGACUGUACGACGGCUCCCAAAGCCCGCCUCGCCGGCCAACCUACUGCGAAUUCAUUCGGUGCACGCAGAUCGCCAACUCGAAUGCGGCUGAGGACUAUUGGCGAGCUUUGCUCGAAGGCGCCGUCAUGACACAAGUCGUUGCACACAGCCAACCCUAUCAGUUGUCCUCCAACAUCAAAACAAUCAGGAAUCCCAUGGUCCCUCUUGGGUCACUCUCCAGUCUAGGCAUCUCGUUUGAAACGGUCCUCAAAGGCGCGUGGGCUAUGGUUCUUGCAAACCUGUCUGCAUCCUCGGACAUUGUCUUUGGCGAGGUCAUUGAUGGCCGCCAUGUCAGACUGCCAGGUGGACACUCGGUUGCUGGUGUCAUGGGGCCUACUGUUAACGUGACUCCGGUCCGGGUGCAGUUCCCUGAGACUGCGCUGACUCCCUUAGCGUUGCUUCAGUACAUCCACGCGCAACGCAUGUCCAGCAUCCCGUUUGAGAAUCUUGGGACGCUCACCAUUGUCGAGAAGUGCACGCCUUGGCCUUAUUGGACCCGUUUUAGCACGUUAGUGCAGCACCAAUACGAAGACACAGCCAUUCUGCCAUCAGAGCCCAAGUCGUUCCACCUCGGAGCAGCUUCUUGCAAGUUCACUAUUAGCGAGUCCAGAUCCCAGGAUAUCCCUGACCUCUUUGUGCGAUCGGUUUUACGCCCGCCGGGUCGUGUCGAGGUCAUGAUCACUUUCUGUGCUGACCGGAUCCCCGGGCCCUUCGCUGAGCAUGCACUCAAAAUGCUGGGCCAAUCCAUUAGCCUUCUUACGAGUGUCAGUAUCAUGCAGCCCGUCAUUCCGUGCGGAUACCAAUACCGAGCCAUGAUGAAGAGGAUCCCAUUACCCCCAAGCGCCUCUCUCUCUACACAAGGCUCCGACUCUGCAGAGAGCAAAAUUCUGGCCUCCCUCAGUCAGGAGCAGAUUAAGGCAGUCCAAACUGUCAUCAAUGACACGUGGACAUCGAUACUCAACCCCCGGACACUGGGCGUGCCGGAAGCGCAAGUCCAUAACGCGGCCUUCUACGAUCUUUGGGGCAGCUUGAUCCCAGCCUCGCAGAUGACUAUGCAGCUCAACCGUGAUCUACCAAAAGUCAACGUUCCGGGUGCCGAUGCCAACCUGAAGGUGACAAUGGAGGAAAUCAUCGAGCACCCUACAAUGCUGAAACAGUUUGAGCUUAUCGCGUCCAAACUUAAGCCUCAAAGUGGUAAGGAGGCUCAGAAGGCCAAGGAGGCUCAGAAGGGCAAGGAAAAGGAACUGGAUAGGGGUGCGCCCAGUCCCGUUCCUUCACUGCAGUCCCCGAAAAAGAAGCCUAGCAUGAACGUUUCCGUACCUGCGACCUCUCUGAGCAGCCGCAUCCGCCGCUUGGCCAGCACGGUCGCUAGAACGAACUCACCUCCCACCUCGGCCGUCAAGAUCGUGCCAAACUCCCCGCCGCCGGCCACUCCCACCUCCCCAGUUGCAAUCGGCCUUGCUUCGGCCAUGGUCGCUGACCUGUCGCCCUUGUCGCCCAGAAUUAUCGGCAGCGUGCAACCAAGUCCCAGCCUAUCCAGCACACUUGGUCCCCCGCGCUCACCAGCCCCUGCUGGCAUCGCUGGGGUUGCUGCUGCCACAGUCAACAACAACAACAACAACAGCAGCAGCCCCAUUCCCAAUGCGCCGCCUCAACUCCCGAACCUUCCCGCAUUUGACCCCAUCGCCGAGGAGGCGGAACCGAGCGACGGGCAACCAACCAUGGCCCUGGGGGUUAGCACCAGCCCGGCCGUCCUGUUCACCCCGAACAGCUCGGCGGAUAGCAUGACGGAGGGAAGCACCGCGAGCAGCCAUCACAGCGGGGAGCGGGAGCGGGAGGCGAUUGCGGGCACGGCCGCGUCUGAGCGCGAGAGAGGCGACAGAGAUACGCUGGGUCCGCUGCCGUUCCGGGCGGUGGCGGUGGCGGCAGGGUCGGUAGCAGUGUCGCCUAGCACACCGAUGCUGAACGGGUCCGGUGGCGGGGGAGCCGAGGAAACUGAGGAUCUGGUGAGCCCCCUGAGCGCGAUCACACCCAAGAGCGGGCCCCGCUCGGGCUGGAUGCUCAGUGCUGGUGCUAGUUCUAGCAUUGGAUCGGUGGUGUCAACGCCGAGUCCGGUCACGCCACAGCAGCAGAGUACUAGUAGGUUUGUGGGAGGAGCGGGCGGAAAAUCGGGGUUGUCGCCUGUCGUGGGGUGA